AGUUUCCCGCCGGCGGGGGUCUCAUCAGCUGAUGGGGCCGUGGACUGUGUAGACGGAUCAGGUGAACAAACACUGGAGCUUUUGUUUGCUGCUUCAGCCUCUUUUGUGGAGGAGCUUGUUUGUUCUCAGGGAGAGCGGCGGGAACAUGCGCAGAACGCCGCCGUGAGUCUGAACAGUUUUCCUGAGGAAGUCCUGAUUGACCAGAAACUGGUUAUGGAACAUGUUUGUCGGUUUGCUGUUAGAGAGACGGCUCACUGGAAUCAUCAAAGUGUCUGAAUUCCCCAGAGAAUCGAGAAAUGAAGCGUUUGUUUGAUGAUUUACAUUUUGGUUUUGAAGACCGUCGGAGGACAAAACCGAAGUCUCAGGAGAUCCAGGUGUUUUUUGAAACGUGGAUUUUAUUUUGAAGGGCACAGGAAGGAAGCCUAAUCUCCACAUGGUGAUUAUUACUGAAGGACUGUCUAAAGAACACAUAUCAAAGUCAAGGCCCGGGGGCCGGAUCCGGCCCUCCAGCCAGCUCGCUGGACUUCUUCAUGAGUGAUGGUGAAGAUGAAAGCUCCUUCCUGCCUCUGCCCUCCACCCCCUUCUCACAGCGCCCCUCUCUGACCGCCGAGCUCAGCGACGCCAGCAGCCAGCAGCUGCUCAUACAGACUCUGCAGGACAAAGUGUGCGAGUUUCAGUCCCGUCUUCGCUCCGAGGAAGUCGCCCGCCACCUGCUGGUACAGCAGCUGCAGCACAGCAUCCAGCCGAAGGCGGGCGGAGGCGUCCAGGCGCUGCAGGAGGAGCUGCGGUCGGCUGCGCCCAAUGGUGUGAAGCUGUUUCAGCCCAGUGAACCGUCGAGGACUUUCAGCUGUGCAGAAGAAAAGCAGCUUGUUAAGCAGCUGCACUCUCAGGUGAAGGAGCUGGAGGAGAAGCUGCUGGAUCAGACUCAGGAGGUGGAGAGACUCCGCUCUGAGCUGGGGGCGACAGACCUGGAGAAGCAGCUGGAGCGGCUGCUGGUGGAGAACCAACGGCUGAAGCAGGAGCUGAAGUCAUGCAGGUGCUCAGAGCUUCAGAAGGCGGAGUCGGCAGAAGCCUGCAGCCAGGAAGCGGGCGAUCUGUGGCGGGAGGCGUCCCGUUGGGAGAGCCGGGCCCGGCAGAGGGAGCAGCGGCUGCUGCAGCUGGAGCAGGAGCUGCAGGAGAAGAGCUGCAGGACGGAGCUCCUCCAGAGGCAGCUGGACGACAGCCGGAGGCAGCUGGACCAAUGGAAGGGCAGACAGGCGGAGGCGGAACAGAAGCUCCGCCUCCGCCUGCAGGAGUGUGAGGAGGGACUCGUCAGACAGGCAGCGACGGCCCCCAGAGUCCAGACGGUGGAGGUGGACUCGGCGGGGUCGCAGAAAGCCCUGGUGGACCUGCAGACGCAGAACGGCGCCCUGCAGGAGCAGCUGCGCGUGCAGAGGCAGCAGCUGCAGGAGCUGGAGACGCAGCUGCGCGAGUCGCAGAGGACGUGCACGCAGCUCCGGACUCAGAUCCUGGUCUACGAGGGCGAGAUGGAGCGAGCUCAGGGUCAGCUGGAGGCGGAGAUGCAGAACCUGGAGGAGGAGAAGAACCGCGUGAUCGAAGAGGCCUUCAUCCGAGCCGAGAGCGAAAUGAAGGCCGUGCACGAGAACCUGGCAGGUGUGCGCAUGAACCUGCUGAGCCUGCAGCCGGCGCUCCGGACUCUGACCUCGGACUACAACUGUCUGAAGAGGCAGGUCCAGGACUUCCCCUUCAUGCUGGACAAGGCCAUCGCCGAGGCCAAGCAGGAGAUCUGUCAGGUGAUCGGCGAGGUGAGCACCGCCAACCAGGAGCUGCUGCGCAAAUACCGGCGGGAGAUGAACCUGAGGAAGAAGUGCCACAACGAGCUGGUUCGGCUGAAAGGGAACAUCCGGGUCUUCUGCCGCGUCCGGCCCGUCAGCCAGGAGGAGCAGGACUCCGCCGACGCCAAAACCCUGCUGAGCUUCGACUCUGAAGACGACGCCGUCCUCUACCUCUCCAACAAGGGAAAGACCAUGACCUUUGAGCUGGACAAGAUCUUCCCGCCUCAGGCCUCGCAGGAGGAGGUGUUCCAGGAAGUCCAGUCUCUGGUCACUUCCUGUAUUGACGGCUUCAACAUCUGCAUUUUUGCUUACGGACAGACUGGCUCUGGGAAAACCUACACCAUGGAGGGCGUGGAAGGCGACCCCGGUAUCAACCAGCGAGCGCUCCGCCUGCUGUUUGACGAGGUGACGGAGAAAGCUCCGGACUGGGACUACAGGAUCACAGUGAGCCUGGUGGAGAUCUACAACGAGACGCUGCGAGACCUGCUGAGGGAGAACCCCACCGACAAGCUGGACAUCAAGAUGAAUCCGGACGGCAGCGGGCAGCUCUACGUCCCCGGACUGACGGAGAAGACGGUGCAGAGUCCUGAGGACAUCAACCGGGUGUUCGAGCUGGGUCACGCCAACAGAGCGACGGCGUGCACCAACCUGAACGAGCACAGCUCGCGCUCCCACGCGCUCCUCAUCAUCACCGUGUCCGGCUUCAACGGCGCCACCGGAACCCGGACUCAGGGCCGGCUGAACCUGGUGGACCUGGCGGGUUCGGAGCGGAUCGGGAAGUCCGGAGCCGAAGGGAGCCGGCUCCGAGAGGCUCAAUGCAUCAACAAGUCUCUGUCGGCGCUCGGUGAUGUCAUCAGCGCGCUGCGCGGCAAGCACGCCCACGUGCCGUUCAGGAACUCGCGCCUCACCUACCUGCUGCAGGACUCCCUGAGCGGCGACAGCAAAACGCUGAUGAUGGUGCAGGUCUCCCCGUUGCCCGGCAACAUGAGCGAGUCGGUCUGCUCGCUGAAGUUCGCUCAGAGGGUCCGCAGCGUCGAGCUAAGCUCCGCCUCCCUGACCUCCAAGAGACACGAGAACUCGUCCACCUCGUCCUCGCCCACACACGACAGCGUAGAGCUGGACUCCCCCCCGGUGACACCGGUACCCCUCCCCAUCUCUCGGGCCAGCAGCGCCGGCUCCACUCUGUCCUCCGCCUCCAGAACCCCCAGCAGCUCCCGCCGGAGGUCCCAGUCCCAGCUGGCUGCAGGUCUGAGCUGUAAGCGAGGAGGCGCCCCGCUGUCCGUCUGUCCUCCCCCCUCCUCUGUGUCCUCAUUCUGUGGUCUGGUUGGUUGGUUUGCAGACAGACAGGUAGACAGAGGCGGCCCGCUGGCGGGGGACGGUGGGCAGGACGACUGAAGCUGACGGCCUGAAGGACGGGUGGGCUGCUUCCUGUUGCUGAUUGGACCACGCCCUCACUGCGCCCCCGUGUGGACUGAACUGAAAUCUGUCCGUUUCCAGAAUCAGUGUUUUCUUUGAAAAUUUGCACUUUAAUGUUUUAGAUUUUGUUUUUCUGAUGAAGGUGGUUCAUGUUUUGGUUUCUAUCGUCUCAAUUCAGAUUUUGGUUUGAAGUUUGACUUUUUCUUCAAGUUUUGAGAUAAAAACUGGAACCUUUUUUUGAAGCUGGAGUGGAAUGUUUCGACGGUUUGCUUUUGAAGGACCUGACGGUGUCGCCUGCCUCUCCUGUAGCUUUCCUUUAACCAAUCAGGGUACUCCGCUCACGCCAGGCUGUCCAAUCAGAGCAAUACCAGGAAGUGUUUUCAGGUCCCCGCCUGACUCUUCUUCUGCAGUUUGUGCUUUUUUUGUAUUUCCUUUUUAAUAAAACGUUCCACCACAUCUGA
Messenger RNA from Oryzias melastigma (Indian medaka), 3712 nucleotides. It is a transcript of the gene kifc3, whose product is annotated as kinesin family member C3. Gene Ontology annotation, biological process: microtubule-based movement. Bases 531 to 3230 code for a protein of 899 amino acids. Gene Ontology annotation, molecular function: microtubule motor activity; microtubule binding; ATP binding. The record is from RefSeq and is a predicted model, not a curated record. The transcript has 22 exons. Lineage: Eukaryota; Metazoa; Chordata; Actinopteri; Beloniformes; Adrianichthyidae.